Molecule: messenger RNA, 1100 nt
Organism: Cydia strobilella
Lineage: Eukaryota; Metazoa; Arthropoda; Insecta; Lepidoptera; Tortricidae
Product: tetraspanin-4
Exons: 5
Coding region: 283-1008 (241 amino acids)
Cellular component (GO): plasma membrane
Source: RefSeq, a predicted model, not a curated record
AUAUACAAUCGUGAUCAGUGUUUGAAAUGCAUUUAAUCCAGUGUACCGCGCGUCACAGUGACAUUUUGAACUUGAGAACCCGCUUCGCUAAAAAUUUAUUGAUGAAUUAUGCAUAAUAUGUGGAAACAAGCAUCUGACAGGAGCUCGGACUGAGAUAAAUCCGCUUGCUUUCCUUAUCAACAGAUCAGGUACUUACCUAUAGUGAUAAAAAUACCAGACCUAGCUAAAACUAUACGGCAGUUUAGUGUAGUGACUGUCACGACGCCCGGCCGCUCGUACAAAAUGUGGAACAAAAUAUAUACAAGUGUUAAAUAUUCUUUGAUAACAGUGAAUUUUCUGUUCCUGAUAAGUGGAAUAAUAAUAUUGUCGGUGGGAAGUUCAGUGCAGUCCGCUUACAAUGGGUACCACGAGUUUCUCUCGGAGAGGUUUUUCUCUCUACCCGCAUUUUGCAUCGCCACCGGAGUCAUCAUCUUCCUCAUCGCAUUCUUCGGCUUCUAUGGAGCCUAUUCGGAAAACUAUUACUUAAUAAUGGCGUUUGCCGGCGCCAUGGUGCUAAUGUUCAUCUUCCAACUAUCAGCAUGUAUAGCGGGCUACGCGCUCAAAAGCCAAGCCACAGUUCUAGUCCAAACGCAGCUGCAAAACACAAUGGACCUGUACGGCCCCAACAAGAACUACGAAGUUACUAAGCUGUGGGACGAAGUGCAAGAAGACUUCGCCUGCUGUGGGGUCCUGAACGCCAGCGACUGGCUCCAGCACCUCAACACCCACGCGAGCCAGGGUCUUCCCGUCAGCUGCUGCAGCCGCGUGUUCGGUGUCGUCACCACUUUUACGUGCAAUGUGACGAGUGCUUAUAGGACGGGCUGUGCUGAGGCGUUUGGGGCGUGGACGCAAAGUCAUGCGGGGGCUAUAGGGGCCGCUGGCGUUUUCUUGGUUCUUAUUCAGGCUUUGGCCGUUGGCGGAGCGGUGUGGAUGGCCAAGAUAUCAAGAGAAGAAAAUGCGUUUCCUUGAAGAAUGACAUGUACCUAUUGUUGAUGUUGUGAGCUAAGUAUUUUAAUUACGUUAAGUAAUAUUAUUGCAGAUUAAUAAAUAAUGUUAGCGGU